AUGGAAGUAAGAUGGACUGUGUGGUGUUUUUUCUUUAUGCAAGAACACUGGAACUAUUUUGGGGCAGAUGAGAACCUUGGUCCAGUAGCUGUGAGUAUAAGAAGAGAGAAGCCAGAGGAAAUCAAAGAAAACGGACCUCAGUACAACUACCGGAUCAUCUUCAGAACCAGUGAGCUUAUGACAUUAAGAGGCUCUGUGCUGGAAGAUGCCAUCCCUUCAACUGCAAAGCAUUGCACAGCCAGGGGACUUCCCCUAAAAGAAGUGCUUGAGUAUGUGGUUCCUGAGCUGAAUAUCCAUUGCCUGCGGCUGGCUUUCAACACCCCGAAAGUCACAGAACAGCUUAUGAAGCUGGAUGAACAAGGGUUAAGUUACCAGCUUAAGGUGGGUAUCAUGUACUGCAAAGCCGGGCAGAGCACAGAAGAGGAAAUGUAUAAUAACGAGUCAGCAGGUCCAGCCUUUGAAGAGUUUCUUCAGCUCUUGGGAGAACGAGUUCGACUCAAGGGAUUUGAAAAGUAUCGUGCUCAGCUGGAUACAAAAACUGAUUCAACAGGUACUCACUCUCUAUACACAACAUACAAGGACUAUGAAAUCAUGUUCCACGUUUCUACCAUGUUGCCAUACACUCCAAACAACAAGCAACAGCUUCUGAGAAAACGACAUAUUGGAAAUGAUAUUGUGACAAUAGUUUUCCAGGAGCCUGGAGCACAACCAUUCAGCCCAAAGAAUAUUCGAUCCCACUUCCAGCACGUCUUUGUCAUUGUACGAGUGCAUGGUCCCUGUACUGACAGCGUUUGUUACAGUGUUGCUGUGACAAGAUCUAGAGAUGUACCAUCCUUUGGGCCACCUAUUCCAAAAGGUGUCACAUUUCCAAAAUCAAACGUUUUCAGGGACUUCUUACUAGCCAAAGUCAUUAAUGCAGAGAACGCUGCUCACAAAUCAGAAAAGUUUCGUGCGAUGGCCACCAGGACCCGUCAAGAGUACCUGAAAGACUUGGCAGAGAAGAAUGUCACCAACACACCUAUUGACCCUUCUGGCAAGUUCCCCUUCAUCUCACUUGCUUCAAAAAAGAAAGAAAAGUCCAAGCCUUAUCCAGGAGCAGAAAUCUAUAGUUCUGGUGCUAUUGUGUGGAGCGUCCAUGCAAAAGACUACAGCAAGGGUAUGGAAAUAGACUGUCUCCUAGGCAUCUCUAACGAGUUUGUAGUCCUCAUUGAGCAGGACACAAAAAGCGUGGUAUUCAAUUGCUCCUGCCGAGAUGUGAUAGGGUGGACUUCAACGGACACAAAUAUCAAAAUAUUCUAUGAGAGAGGUGAAUGUGUUUCUUUGGAGAGCUUCAUCAGCAACAUUGAUGAUAUCAAAGAGAUCGUCAAAAGGCUGGAGCUUGUGACUAAGGGCUGUGAAACGGUGGAGAUGACUCUGCGUAGGAAUGGUCUGGGCCAGCUUGGUUUCCACGUGAACUACGAAGGCAUUGUGGCAGAUGUGGAGCCCUACGGCUACGCCUGGCAGGCAGGACUGCGACAAGGCAGCCGGCUGGUGGAAAUCUGUAAGGUGGCUGUAGCCACCCUGAGCCACGAGCAAAUGAUUGAUCUGCUGAGAACAUCGGUAACAGUGAAGGUCGUCAUCGUCCCUCCGUAUGAGGACUGCACGCCACGCAGGAGUUCUUCAGAAAACUACCGUAUGCCAGUGAUGGAAUACAAAGUGAAUGAAGGAAUGUCGUACGAAUUCAAAUUUCCCUUCAGAAAUAACAACAAAUGGCAGCGAAAUGCAGGCAAAGGACAGGGACCUCAUAUGGCUCAGGUACCAUCCCAAAUGCAAAGUCCAGUACCAUCGAGGAUUGGCUCUGGGAAAGGAGAAGGGAAAAUGCCACCUCCAGAACGAGCAGCCAACAUCCCCCGAAGCAUCUCUAGUGAUGGGCGCCCGUUGGAGAGCCGUAGGUUGUCUCCCGGUUCCGAUGUCUACGUCACGGUUUCAUCCAUCGCCUUAGCGAGGUCGCAACAGUGCCGUAACUCUCCAAGCAACUUAUCAUCCUCAAGUGAGACUGGCUCUGGUGGGGGCACAUACAGACAAAAAUCUAUGCCAGAAGGGUUUGGAAUUAGCCGUAGAUCCCCUGCUUCCAUUGACAGGCAGAACACGCAAUCAGAUACGGGUGGUAGCGGCAAAUCCACACCCAGCUGGCAAAGAAGUGAGGAUAGUAUCGCUGACCAGAUGGAACCAACAUGCCAUCUCCCAGCAGUGUCAAAAGUCCUGCCAUCCUUCAGAGAGAGCCCCAGUGGAAGACUGAUGAGACAGGAUCCUGUGGUUCACUUGUCUCCAAAUAAGCAGGGUCAUUCUGACAGCCACUACUCCAGCCAUUCCAGCAGCAAUACUCUCUCCAGCAAUGCCUCCAGUGCUCACAGCGAUGAGAAAUGGUAUGACAGCGGAGAGCGCACCGAAUCCGAGCUGAACAGCUACAACUACCUUCAAGGAACAUCAGCUGAUAGUGGCAUAGAUACCACUUCCUACGGACCUAGCCAUGGCAGCACUGCCUCCCUGGGAGCAGCAACAUCUCCCCGAACAGGGCUCGCAAAGGAGAAGGUGGCACCACUGUGGCACAGCUCCAGUGAAGUGGUCUCCAUUGCAGACAGGACAUUAGAAAAAGAGAGCCACAUGGACCGAAAGACCGAGUCUUCACUGAGUCUGGAUAUUCACAGCAAGAGUCAACCAGCCUCCAAUCCUCUAACGAGGGAGAACAGCGCUUACAGUCUUAGUGAUGCUGUCUCGCAUACAAG
Molecule: messenger RNA, 2765 nt
Organism: Eurypyga helias (sunbittern)
Lineage: Eukaryota; Metazoa; Chordata; Aves; Eurypygiformes; Eurypygidae
Gene: SIPA1L1
Product: signal-induced proliferation-associated 1 like 1
Exons: 13
Biological process (GO): activation of GTPase activity; regulation of small GTPase mediated signal transduction
Cellular component (GO): cytoplasm
Molecular function (GO): GTPase activator activity; protein binding
Source: RefSeq, a predicted model, not a curated record